Messenger RNA from Knipowitschia caucasica, 222 nucleotides. Lineage: Eukaryota; Metazoa; Chordata; Actinopteri; Gobiiformes; Gobiidae. The record is from the annotation of a GenBank genome assembly.
AUGAAGAAAAACAUUGAAACGCCCGCCUACCCCUCGUUCUACAGUCUCCUCCGGGAUAAGCAGACGUCAGGACAAGCCGUUCACUCGCUGAGGAAAGAGCCGACCCGCAGCCCACACUCUCCCCACGAGAAGAUAAAUACAUCCGAAGAUCUUGAGCCCAACCUGACACCGGACAGUUUCACCUGCGUCUUGUACGGUCUCCCAAACUUAAUCGUCCUGUGA